This is a messenger RNA of Ceraceosorus guamensis, 1254 nucleotides long. RefSeq lists its product as hypothetical. NCBI's taxonomy places the organism in Eukaryota, Fungi, Basidiomycota, Exobasidiomycetes, Ceraceosorales, Ceraceosoraceae. The record is from RefSeq and is a predicted model, not a curated record. The coding region runs from base 1 to 1254 and encodes 417 amino acids. The transcript is spliced from 2 exons.
AUGCCCAGCGCUUCGGUCCGCCUCGCCCGGCCUAAGGAAGUUAGGGUCUUGCUGGUUCCUUCCCGCAUGGCCACUCUCCUACAAGGUCUUCGCCCUCUAAAGCAGAGGCACCCACACUUCCUGCGCCAUGUGUCCCAGCGCAUCACCCUCCAGUCCACCAUUUUGAGGGAUGCUGGCGUUGAAGGAGAGCUGACCAAAGCUCUGGACUUCAGCGCGGAUCGACAACAGUGGCUCUGCGAGGCGCUCUUCUUCCGCCUCAACCCGGGGCUAUCUCCUUCCGACGACAAGGUGCAGCUCGCGCUGCCCCAUUUCAAGUCGCUGAUCCAUCUGAAGGCAGCAUACGAUGUGCUGCUUGAAGAGAAGCUCUUCGACGUCUUGGAGAGGGGCUCUGGGCCACGGGAAGGCUCCUACGAGGACGCUCUUGACCGGGUAAUUGGUCAGCUCCUGGCGUCUUUUCAGGCCGCAUCCGAUGCUCCAGCCCCUUCCGCUACUUCGCCAGAGCCCCGAUACCUGAGGGUGACCAAGGUACCGGUGCUCUGGGAGCCACCCAAAGGUCGCCAGCCCAGAGGACUCUCGCAAGCCGGCGAGUCGUCGACUCAAGAGGCGGUGGCCGGAGCGGUGACGGAUGAAGGGGAUCAAGAAGAGGCGGUGGCCGGAGCGGUGACGGAUGAAGGGGAUCAAGAAGAGGCGGUGGCCGGAGCGGUGACGGAUGAAGGGGAUCAAGCAGCUGGAGCGGCACCAUCGCCCCUGCGUCACUGGAUGCAAGAGACGGUGUUCGAGGGUGUCCGCGCGCGCGAAGGCCAUGCGAGCGUCAGGCCGCGAAGAGGAGUCGGCGCGGGUGCUAGGACUGGAUCGUCUCGUGUCGGAGCUGGUGCUGGAGCUGCUUCUUCUGGAUCGUCUCGCGUCGGUGAUGGUGGUAGGUCGUCUUGCGCUCGGGAUGGUGGUGGAGCUGGGUCGUCUCCCUCUGGUGAAAAUGCUGGGGCCGGGUCGUCUCGCACUGGUGGUGGUGGUGGUGGUGGUGGUAGCGGCGCUGGUGAUGAUGGUGGUGCUGGUGGUGGUGCUGUUGCUGGGCCGUCUCGCGCUGGUGUAGGUGGUGGCGCUAGUGCUGGGUCAUCUCGACUCAAGCGGCCGUUGGAGGCGGAGGCCAACGACGCAAACAGCGAGGAGAGCAAGCGCCAGAGGGCCGAUGCUCCCGCUAGCGCUUCGAGGGGAAGCAUGUGUUUCGCAAGCAUUUUCGUUUCCAUGUAUUACUAG